This is a messenger RNA of Syngnathus acus (greater pipefish), 3362 nucleotides long. RefSeq names its product FYVE, RhoGEF and PH domain-containing protein 6-like. Gene Ontology annotation, cellular component: cytoplasm. Bases 61 to 2484 code for a protein of 807 amino acids. The record is from RefSeq and is a predicted model, not a curated record. Gene Ontology annotation, molecular function: metal ion binding; guanyl-nucleotide exchange factor activity. The transcript is spliced from 20 exons. Lineage: Eukaryota; Metazoa; Chordata; Actinopteri; Syngnathiformes; Syngnathidae.
CCAGCUUUGCCGUCGUCUGGCAGAAAACCAUCCCCUACGCCCAGGAAAAAGCAGCUAUCCAUGUUCCCGAGCAACGUGGACAGAGAAGACCCGGGCCGGGACAGCCAGGCCUACGCCGGCGAGGCCUACGACGGCGAGGCCUACGACGGCGAGCUGUCCGUCCACCGAGCGCAGGGCAAACGUGAUCGGGAGGCCUCGGACAAACCCGAGACGGAAUCUCCGGCGAUCGCAGAAUGGGGAGUCGGGGCCAAAACUCGAAAGGCCGUGGCGGCGGAUCUUCCUUUCGAGGUGACGAGAAGUGACCGAAGCGGCCCCAGCCCGCCCGCUCGGCGCAGGUCCUUCUCCGGCACAGACUCGGUCCGUCCGGAAGGAAGUAGGGGCUCUUUCAGGAGGCUGCUGGAUCUCAAGCUCUCCGUCACGACCAAAGGACCCGUGGCGCCGGAGCCCGAUCGGCCGGACCGAGCCGGAGCGGUCCGGCGCUCCUCCUCCCUGGUGGGAGUGGAACAAAGCGUGGACGGGGACCAGCCGGACUACGAGAACUACUACGAAGAGAUCUCCGAAUACGAGAACGUCUACUUUGGCGGCUCCGAGAGCUCCGGCGCCACCUGGCAGAGUUACUACGACGACGACGGCAUUUAUGAGGAACCAGAGGUGUAUUUGGAUCAAAACGCCCACUUUGACAGAAUUUCUUUAGACGGAGAAGUGGACGGCAGCGUUUCCGACGACGACGACGACGUGCCUUUUUCUGACGAGGACGAGGACGAAGACGACAGCUCCUUCUCGAGUAAAGGAGACAGCGAGCAAGCGGAUCAAAGUGCGCUACAAAGUGUCUCUCGAAAGCGCAAGAUCCGUCACAUCGCCACGGAAAUUAUGACCUCGGAGGAAGUCUUUGUUGACGUCCUGAAGCUGCUUCACGUGGACUUCCGGCACGCCGUGGCCGAGGCGUCGCGGCAAAACGGCAAAGCGGUGAUCGAGGAGCGUCUGCUGGAGCGGAUCCUCUACUACCUGCCGCAACUCUACCAACUCAACCGGGACCUGCUGCGAGAGCUGCAGGAUCGACUGGCCCGAUGGGACCAGACGGAGCAGGUGGCCGACAUCUUCCUGAAGAAAGGUCCCUACCUGAAGAUGUACUCCACGUACAUCCGCGAGUUUGACAAGAAUGCGGCGCUACUGGAAGAGCAGAGCAAGAAGAACGCGCCCUUCGCUGCUGUCGUGCGACAAUUUGAGGCCAGUCCUCGUUGCGCCAACUUGGCUCUGAAGCACUACCUCCUGAAGCCCAUCCAAAGGAUUCCUCAGUACCAGCUCCUGCUCCGAGACUAUUUGAAAAACCUGCCCAAAGACUCGGCCGAUUACAAAGACACGGAAGAUGCUCUGGCAAUCGUUCGCGAGGUGGCCAAUCACGCCAAUGACAUCAUGAAGCAAGGGGACAACUUCCAGAAGCUGAUUCAGGUGCAGUGCAGCCUAAACGGCCACCGUGAGAUCGUCCAGCCCGGGAGGAUCUUCCUGAAGGAGGGCGUCCUCAACAAGCUGUCCAGGAAGCUCAUGCAGCCCAGAAUGUUCUUCUUGUUUAACGACAGCCUGCUGUACACCACGCCCCUUCAGUCGGGCCAGUUCAAGUUCAACAACAUGCUGUCUCUGGCGGGGAUGAAGGUGAGCAGACCGAGCCAGGAGGCCUGCCAGAACGAGUUCAUCGUGGAGAGCGUGGAGCGCUCCUUCAUCCUCUCUGCGAGUUCGGCAUCAGAGAGAGACGAGUGGCUCCGGGCCAUUUCCGCAGCCAUCGACGAUUACACCAAGAAGAAAAUCACUUUCAUAUCCGGACAGUCCUGUGACGAGGUCCGAGCAAGCAACGCCACCGCCGCCUCCUCCUCUCUGGGCGCCAAAGCUCCCAUCUGGAUCCCCGACCCGCGCGCCACCAUGUGCAUGAUCUGCACCUGCGAAUUCACGCUGACGUGGAGGCGCCACCACUGCCGAGCCUGCGGCAAGGUGGUGUGCCAGUCGUGUUCCUCCAACAAGCAGAGCCUGGAGUACCUGAAGAACCAGUUGGCCAGAGUGUGCGACCACUGCUACCUGGCGCUGCGGGAGCAGCAAAGCCAAGAAGAUCUCGCCGAGGUGGCCGUUCCCAAAGCCUCCUUUGCUUUGUCUCGCAAAUUCAAGCGGAUACCGGCGGCCCUCAAAGAGGUGACGGCCAGCGCUGACAACUCCUCCAUGAGCGGCUACUUGCUGAGGUCCAAGGGCAAGAAGAAGCAAGGCAAGCGCUUGUGGUUCGUCAUCAAGGACAAGGUUCUGUACACCUACGCCGCCAGCGAGGACGUGGCCGCCUUGGAGAGUCAACCGCUUUUGGGCUUCGUCUUGAAAGUGGACUCGGCCCAAAGGUCCAACUUCAAGCUGUACCACAAAAACACCCUCUACCACAAUUUCAAAGCGGACGACGUCCAAACGGCUCAGAGGUGGAUCAACACGUUCCGGGAAUCGGCAAUACUUUAGUCUCUGGAGAGCGACUGCGCCAUGUUGACCUUUCAUCUCCGGCCCGCCAGGUUUUACCUCAGUGCUCCCACUUUUCCAUCUGUUCUUCUUUUCAAAUAGAAUGGAAUGAUAGGAAUGCCAGUUUACUUUUUUUGUCAGCAUCUCUCUUUUCAUACAGAGUGCGUGCGUGCGUGCGUGCGUGCGUGCGUGCGUGCGUGCGAGCGUGCGCUAUUUGCCGUCUUUCUCAUUGUGCCAUUUUUUUACAAUAAUAUUUCUUUCAUGUCGUUUGUGGCUUACGUCUGCUUUGGUUGUAUUCACACAACACCUCGUUAUUCGCUGUAGCACACAAUUUUUGUCCCUAAAUUAUUUUUUGUAAUAGAUGUGACCCUCCGGCCGCCACCCCCGUUUCUAUCAGUCACGACGGUACUUGACUCAUUCCAGUGGCUCGCCACCCGUGUUGUGUCAAUGGAUUCUCUGUGGGGAUCAAUAAUAGCCUCAAAUGAGGUGAAGAGCACAUCUUGUUAGUGGAAUAAACGCCUCAUGUUUUAGCAUGCCAUCUGUCAUCACCAAUGUUUAAAAAUGUGCACAUUUCCAUAACAAAUGUGAAUUACACGAACGCUAGCCAGUCACGGGUCAAAGGAUCACAUUUGCACGUGGGAACGGUUUACUUCGGCUUCAAAGUCAUUGCCAAACACAAGACAAACUUUGCUCAAUAGUGCACUUGUGGUUUUAUUUUUUUUGUGACUGUUGCGUGUUGUGCGGGGAUGUCCGAAGUUGAGGCAGGAAAAACAGAGACGUGGAAUCCCUGAAAUUGCACAUGGUUGUAGAAAUUAAGAUGCAGAUUUUUUUUUUUUUUUUUAGAUACUCAAUGAUAUAAUAAAAAAGUGUUUGUAUUUCCA